This is a messenger RNA of Penicillium argentinense, 903 nucleotides long. RefSeq names its product fasciclin domain-containing protein. Gene Ontology annotation, cellular component: fungal-type vacuole membrane. The record is from RefSeq and is a predicted model, not a curated record. Gene Ontology annotation, biological process: macroautophagy. NCBI's taxonomy places the organism in Eukaryota, Fungi, Ascomycota, Eurotiomycetes, Eurotiales, Aspergillaceae. Bases 1 to 903 code for a protein of 300 amino acids. The transcript has 2 exons.
AUGCGGCUAGUCUAUUUCCUUCCUGCCUCUGUGUCCUCGGCUACUGCGCAAAACUUGAUGUCUGCGUUGGGUUCUAACGGCAAUCUAUCUACUCUGAGCUCCCUUAUUUCAACCGACAGUGAGCUCCUUCAAACAGUUGAAUCUGUGGACAAUAUCACUAUACUUGCCCCCACCAACAAGGCUAUCGAGGAUUUCGAGGAGGGAAAUUCGGCGCGCCUUCGCGAUGGCCGUCUCACUCAAGCUUUAAUGCAGUAUCAUGUCCUUAAUGGCAGAUACCCUUUUGAUAGUAUGAGGGAAACAGGGAUGUUUAUUCCGACAUUGUUGACGGAUGAUGCACAUGUCAAUGUCAGUGGAGGGCAGGUUGUCCAAGCGGUCAGAACCAGCAGCCAUUCACAAAAUGCGUCUAAAAUAUCAGAAGAUAAAGUGGAAUUUUACUCAGGCUAUAACUCAAAAUCAACCUUGGUGGAUCCUGACAUCGGAUUCGAUGGCGGCCUAAUUCACACCAUAGAUUCCAUGCUCGUUAUUCCCCGCAAUGUUACCGAAACAUCUCUCGCUGCUGGCCUUACAUCGCUUGUUGGAGCAGUUCGUGUGGCUGAAUUCCAAUGGAAUGAAUGGAGAAAUGCCACAUAUUUUGCCCCGAACAAUGAAGCUUUUCGCGCCGUUUCGUCAGUGCUGGCAAACAUGACAAAGGAGGAGCUACAUACGACAUUAAUGUAUCAUGUUAUCAAUGAUACUCUUCCUAUUUAUACAAGAAGAAUUAGCCAUGCUGAUUGGAUCACUACGACUGGCACAAAUAUCACCUUCACUUUGGCAAGUGACGGCACCAUAUAUGUCAAUUCCGCUGCUAUUAUCCGACCUAACGUAUUAGUGGCAAAUGGUGUCCUCCAUGUCAUCGAUAAGUGA